AUGGCACUUUCACCCUCCUUCUCUUUCACCUACGACAAAUCCCUAAGACCAUUCGACAUCACCCCUAAGGUCUUCCUCUCCCAGCGCCCUAAGUUCGACAACGUCGCAGCAGGCACUCUAAACUUCAACAAGAAAGACGAGCUCCUUCUCAUAAAACGAGCAUCGAAUGACACCUCGCCAAACCGCUGGGAGAUCCCUGGCGGAGUUGGCGAAGAAGGCGAGACUAUCCUCCACUGCGCUGCACGCGAGACAUUCGAAGAGACUGGCUUAAUUGUUGUUCAUUUUAAGCGUCUAGUUGGCGGGGAAGUGGUGACGGAUGGUUCAACAUGCAAGCUCAGCUUUGAGGUGGAAGUUAAAAGCACGGAAGGUGUGACCCUGAAUCCGGAGGAGCAUCAAGAUUAUUUGUGGGUUACGAAGGAGAUGGUUGGGUCUCUCGAGAUUACUGGACCGGAGCACAAGGCUACGAUUUUGGAGGCAUUCCAAAGGGAAAGGAAAGAGGAAUGA
Hyaloscypha bicolor E is the source of this 504-nucleotide messenger RNA. RefSeq lists its product as uncharacterized. The transcript has a single exon. Gene Ontology annotation, molecular function: hydrolase activity. NCBI's taxonomy places the organism in Eukaryota, Fungi, Ascomycota, Leotiomycetes, Helotiales, Hyaloscyphaceae. The record is from RefSeq and is a predicted model, not a curated record. The coding region runs from base 1 to 504 and encodes 167 amino acids.